Messenger RNA from Micropterus salmoides (largemouth bass), 2971 nucleotides. It is a transcript of the gene fbxo42, whose product is annotated as F-box protein 42. Bases 204 to 2327 code for a protein of 707 amino acids. Gene Ontology annotation, molecular function: protein binding. The transcript is spliced from 10 exons. The record is from RefSeq and is a predicted model, not a curated record. NCBI's taxonomy places the organism in Eukaryota, Metazoa, Chordata, Actinopteri, Centrarchiformes, Centrarchidae.
CCAGGAGGACCCACCCUGGCACCAGCAGCUAGAGAGCGUCGCUGCGGAGGACGCUGUUCACGAAGCGGAAGAUGGCGACUGUUUGGAGGCUGCAGAGGAACCUCCGGAGCUGAUACCGGGGGAAGGAGAGGAAACACAUACACUCAGAGCCCACAGAAGACCACGUCUAAAACAACGGUAUUAAUAAUGCUGCAACAACAAUAAUGUCCCGCUCCCCUGACAAUGAGGAUGGAUGCUUUGUUGCCAUGGACACUGAGGACGAUGGUGCAGAGCCUGCUGGGAUAACAGAGGAAGUUGAGGCAAAGAUGGGGUCCUGCCGACAAGAAGGGAGCAUGGACAGCGGUGCCAAAGGAGGGGGGAGAACAAUGGUGGAGUUGCCAGAGGAAGUUCUCGAAUAUAUUCUUUCCUUUCUCUCACCUUACCAGGAGCACAAGACCGCUGCGCUUGUAUGUAAGCAGUGGUAUCGCCUCAUUAAAGGUGUUGCUUAUCAGUGCUACCACGGUUUCUUAAGAGCUGUCCAGGAGGGAAAUAUCCAGUGGGAAAGUCGCACAUACCCAUAUCCAGGAACCCCCAUCACUCAGCGCUUCUCCCACAGUGCAUGUUAUUACGACUCAAACCAGUCCAUGUAUGUGUUUGGGGGUUGCACUCAGAGUAGCUGCAAUGCUGCCUUUAAUGAUCUAUGGAGACUUGACCUCAACAGCAAGGAGUGGAUCCGCCCUUUAGCCUCAGGCUCUUAUCCGUCUCCCAAAGCUGGAGCGACUCUAGUGAUGCACAAAGACCUGUUAGUGCUGUUUGGGGGAUGGACUCGCCCCAGCCCGUAUCCACUGCACCAACCAGAAAGGUUUUUUGAUGAAAUCCACACCUACUCUCCGUCAAAGAACUGGUGGAACUGUAUAGUAACAACACACGGACCUCCACCUAUGGCUGGCCACUCCUCCUCUGUAAUUGCAAACACCAUGGUGGUGUUUGGUGGGUCACUAGGAGCACGUCAAAUGAGUAAUGAAGUCUGGGUUCUGGAUCUAGAGCAGUGGUCCUGGUCCAAACCACCCAUAUCUGGCCCAUCACCUCACCCGCGAGGUGGCCAAUCACAAAUUGUGAUUGACGAUCAAACAUUGCUCAUCUUGGGAGGCUGCGGUGGUCCUAAUGCACUCCUUAAAGAUGCUUGGCUCCUCCACAUGGAUGCACCACCAUGGAGGUGGCAGCAGCUGCAGGUGGAAAACGAGGACCACGGAGCCCCGGAGCUGUGGUGUCACCCAGCUUGUAGAGUGGGCCAGUGUGUCGUGGUCUUCUCACAGGCUCCAUCUGGCCGCGCGCCGCUUAGCCCAAGUCUUAACUCUCGGCCCUCCCCCAUAAGUGCCACGCCUGCCCCUCUGGGCCCUGAACCGCCUUCCCUGCGCUCUCAGUCUCCUGUUCGGAGCGGGGCUGCUGGUGUUGUCCUGGGAGCUGUUGAAGAGGCUCCUUGUGUAAAUGGUCGGUGGGGCACGCUGAGACCUCGGCCUUCAGCGAGAGGAAGUGCCAGAGAUGGGAGCCCAUCCUCAUCCCAACAGCCGUCUCCUUUACAAGGCCCAGACAGCCCUCCUCUUCCUCCACUUCCCCCGUUAUUAAAUGGAUCCUCCCCUUCACCCCGGACCAGUCCAGCCCAGGCUGCGUCUCCUCCCUCUCGCCCUCACCUGCCUGCUUCCACAGACUAUGGUUGGGAGUCUCCCCCUUCUGCCGCUCACCACCCUGAGGUGCCCAGCACUAACGGCCUGCAUACACCUCCUGCAGUCUCCCCACACACUCCCCCAGGAGCAGUGUCCCCCGCUGCCUUACGACGAGGUCUGGAGGCAGUGAAAAACAAAUCUUCCUCAUCAUUGCCGUCUUCAUCGUCAUCGUCUUCCCUUCAAACACAGGGGGCUUCUCCUGGAGGAGCAGGUGGUGGAGGAGGAGGAGCAGGUCCCCCUGGGACCCCUCCGUCGUCAUCCUCCAGCCCUCCACAGGCCGCUGGAGCUGAUGGACAUGCUAUCCCGCCUAUUGCACGGCGUCUUGGCCAUCACCCACCUCAGAGCCUGAACGUAGGGAAACCUCUGUACCAGUCUCUAAACUGCAAGCCUAUGCAGAUGUACGUGUUGGAUGUGUCCCGGGCCAAAUCCGCUGGGGUGGUGUCUUGGAGAGUUUACGGGAACGGGACUCCCGCUGCGGUUACGGGGCCACCUGAGACCAGCCUUCACACAGUGGUGCAGGGCAGGGGAGAGCUCAUCAUUUUUGGGGGCCUCAUGGACAAAAAACAGAAUGUGAAGUACUACCCUAAAACCAACGCCUUGUACUUUGUACGCGCUAAAAGGUAAUGCAGCUCCGGGCGGAUUUGGAAGACAGACGCUCCACCCUGUGACCACACAAGGGAAAUGACACACAAGGCCUUUUUCCUAUAGAGAGGAUUAUGGGGGGAUAAAAAAACAUAAUCAUUGUUUGAUGUUCCACUUCAAAUUCACUAUUCUCCAUUCUGCCUACUGCAAGCAUUCAAAAUAAAACACUUUAACUACACUUUGAUAAAAACAUUUGUUGGAGUGGGAGAAUUGUGUGUGCGAGUGUGUACGCGUGAGUGGGUGGAUGGUGUUCCAUUUAUAUUGUAAGAGUGAGCGUGUGACUGCAGUGAUUAGAGAGAACAGGACAUUAUUUUGUUAUUCCCCAAAAGGUUAUCAACCAAACAAAAACAUUUCUGUUUUUUUGUCACCCUCUUCUGAACUCUCAAAAGAGGAACUGUUGAUGCUGUUGACAGAAACGGUUGACGACUACCUUGCUUUUUGUAUCACUCUUUAAACUUGCAAUGUUUACAUUGAUAACUGUGUGUGUGUGUGUGUGUGUGUGUUAUGUGUGCAUGGUGGUGGUUAAAAGUUGUUGACUUAUGUGUGUCGGGGGCCAAGAUGGGUGAGAGGUGUGGCACUGUACUAUAAACAUAGUUAAACAAUAAAGGCCUUUGUCUGCUCUGUCA